AAAACAAAUAAAGUAAAGCCAGUAAAGGUUACAAGUACAAGCAACAAAAGAAUGAUCAAAUCUUCGUGCGCAAAAGUUGAAGUCAGAGGUAACGAGACAAAACAAGUUAUGAAAAUGUCUAAAGGAGCUAUUCAGUGUACCAAGCCUGGCAACCUUCAAUCAAGGGGGGAUAAUAAUCUGGACGAAGUGGCGGAGAUUUUAAGGAGUAGCUUUCUAAACAUGCAGAGUGACAGAACUACGCCGCUGAACUGUCAUGAAGAUUUAGAGAAAAACCUUGAUGACCCCGAUUUGAUUGAUCUGGACAUCCUGGAAAAGCUGACCAUUGACCCUUGCCUGUUUGUGGGUCAAGGAUCAGGUCACAGUGGUUCACGCAGUGAGAAGAAGGUGGAAAAGAGUUUGAAGGUGUUUAAUAAGAAUGCUCUGUCCGUGGAGCAGGUUAAAGAAAAUGGGGCCGAUGAUGAUCAAGAAGAACGUUACUCGUCUGAUGACAUACUGACAGACAUUCACGCUGUCAUCACUGCUGACACAACCAAUGGAAAGUCUGAAGACAGUGCCGACGGUGCUUCUGUUUCUGCUUCAGCAUCAGCAAACAUUUUGAACAGCUUUGCCAAAUCUCUCCACACUAACAGUGGUGCCAGAGGUGGGAAUGCUCAUGCUGCGAAUGGCCACGCUACCAAUGGUCAUGUUAGUCCCAAGGACUCAGUUUUCUGGCAAACCAGAGCUGCUCUAGAGCAGAACCAGGACCUGACCGGUGAGCUUUUUGACUUCAGAGAGCUGGAGGAAAACAGCUUAAAGCUUUCACCUUCCAGAGAUGACUUGGUUGAUACUCCAUCUGUGCAGUCAUCAGAAAUGACUUUGGACUUGGAGAAUGGCGAUGAAAACCAAGAAUCCAGACUGGUCACUUUACAGUAUGAUUCCAACCCGAUAGAUAGUUUAAAUGAUAGUGACGAUCCUUUGUAUCAGUCAAUUCUGAUUGAGAAAGGGAAAAGAGGAAGGCCGGCCCGUCAAAAGGUAGAAAAACCAGCGACCUACAUACCCAUUUUACCAAGGCCUACAGCCAAUGGUCAAUUGUUGAUCGUGAGAACCUCAGGAAGUUCUGUUUCAAGUGCAUCUCCCCAGACUCCAGAUACCAACAUGACAGCAUCUUCUGUGUCAAGAGACAGCUCUAGCAGUGAGAAGGAUGUCACUCAGUAUCAGAAUGGGGGAGCGGGGGCAUCCCGUAAUUCAUCAGUGGAUAUUGAUGGACCUUUUAAUGUUAAAAUGAACCCCAUAUCUAGCUCACCGAACACAUCUUGCAUGUUUCCUGGCAAUUUGAUCACAAAGACACAAGAGCAACCUUUUGUACAGCUCAGGCCAUCGAACUCGGCGGGCAAUGUCAUGUCUUGGAAUCAUCAUUACCCUUCAAAUUCACAAGGCAAUGAAUCAUCUUACAAUGGUUACCAUGCCAGCUAUGGGGGUGGAGCGGUCAUGCCACAGCAGUAUAAGCCCACGACUACAGCUUCCUGUAUGUCCAGCUUUGCUGCUCCUUUGCAGCCCUGGCCUGAGCCUCCACCCUAUUCCAUUCCUAAUUCUGGCAUGCAGCCCAACAAUUUUGCUGCUGCUAACCAAGCUGUCCAGCAAGCUUCAUCCCCAUAUUCAGGUGGACUCGGGCCACUUGGAUAUAACCCCCAGAGCCUUGCACAAAGUAAUGGAGCCUCACUGUAUAACCCUGUCAACAGCCAAAUAUUUCCUUUCUCUUCAAAUACUUAUUUUAAUACUCAAACUAAAACAACUGGGCAAGAAUGUUCAAGCGUGGUGCCACUGCCAGCUCCACCAGACCCACAAUACAUUACAUCCCAACAUCCUUCUGGAGCCAGCAAUUUUAAUCCUGCUUACUGUUCAAAAAUUAAGACACCACUCAACCCCACUCGUCCUAACGAAAAACCAAAAAUAAACCUUCCACAUCAGAAAAAAAUUAAUUACGUUUCCGAUUGGAUUUCCAAUCAUGUGGCUGACCCGCCUCUAGAUUCAGGCUGCUUUUAUACUAAUGAUCAGAGUUUAGCCUCUUUUCAAGCCCCAAAUCCUUCCAAUAAUUUCCAAGUAAUGGGUGUGUUUGGUGAGGUGUUUCAAAUUCAGACUACAGAACAAGAAAAGCCGAAAAAGAAAGUCUCCAAAAAAGUUCCUACCACCCAAAAUGGAAAAAGCUCGCAAAGAAAUAGAGCCACAAAACGCAAUGAUAGCGGGAAGUCGUCAUCUUCAACUAUGCUCAAAUCUUCUUACAGCCAUGAUCAAUCCAACAGAAUCCCUCAAGCCAAUGGCCCAGAAAGACUUUGUGGCAAUGUAGUUGAAAGGACAAAUGAACUUCCUUUUUAUCCCCAAGGGGCUCGGGAUGCUUCGGGUAGACACCUUGUAACGUCUGCUGCAACUAUCAAUGAGACAGAGAAGGCAAUUAGUGACGCUGACUUGGAAAUCGCUCUGAGUAUCAUUGAAAUGAAGGCCAAUAGCAUUGAAAAGCAUAAAGCUGCUGGUCAGCCCUUGGUUCCAGAAUCGGAGCCCAAGCAAUCGAGUUUAGAUUAUAUUUUAAACUCUUCUGCUUUCUUGGCUGCAGAACCGUUUGUUAUUUCAGCUGGUGGAAUUAAUGGUUUACCAACUAGCCAGCUUGCUGAUUCCUCAAGCUUCGAUAAAUCAAAAUAUCUGACACCCAACGAUAUCAACAGCCUAGAGGCGAAAAAACUUCAGUCAGGCAAGACAAGUUUGGACGAUUACCUGUUUACUUCCCAGACUGGGUUCAAUCCCUCAGGAACAGCUCAAGGGUCAAAAGAGCCAAAUAAUCCUGUGUAUUUAGGACCAACAUUGGUGCCAACAAUGAACAGCAAAGCACUUGCAGCCCCGAUGGUGACUGAGAAUGUCAGCAAGAGCUACUCACAAAUGAAACCAGUGAUUACAAAACUGAGGUCAGAAGAGGCGAAUACUUCCAGCGUAGCUCAGAAGCAGUCAUCUCAUGCACCACAUUUUCAAGUGCCCUCACAAGCUCGUUUCAGCUAUGUACAAAAUUGGAUCAAUGUAAACCCAGUUGAACAGAAUGCACCAUUGCCACUUGUGUCCUCCCAACAGUGCUUUAACAUGUCUUUAGGUAACUCAGUGGUGCCGCCUGCCACGUCCCUGUCCUCACAAUCUCAGUUAGCCAGAGAAUUCAACUCUGGUUGGAGCAACUUGCAAACAGCUCCAACCACAACUAGUCGGCACCCCAUAUCUUCUAGUGAUGCCUCUAUGAUGAGCAUUGAGAAUCCAGACAAUGCGACACAUGACGAUAACCUUUACCCCCAGCAUUUCAGCAACAGCUCAUCCAUGGACGUGGUGGACAAUGUCCAGGCUACUCCUGGAAGUGCUCUUAUUCAAUCAUCCGAAAGAAUGCACUCAAAGACUGCCUGCUCUGCGAAUGCUGAUAGACAGUUGCCUUCAAUGGAUGACAGCUGCUUCAGUGAAAUCAUGAGCUUCCUUGUGCCAGAGAUAUCAGCAAUCUCUUCUAAUUCCAGGCCUCAGGUUCAAAAUUCAACCACAGUUGAUAGUAGAAACAGCUUCCAGAGGAAUGGUAAUCAUGAAUAUUUCCAAGGGCAGAUAAACAAUGCUGUACAUGCAACUUCUGUUCAGAAUUUCUCCACAGGAACACCUGGUCAGUAUCGUUCAUCACAGAACGUGAUGAGCCAGGCAAUCCAAAACACUAACGAUAUCACUUUCCCUCUCUUCUCCCCUGGCUUUGAUGACGAUCUGAUCCUGUCCCCGAGGGGGCCAAGCAGGACAUGUGAAGAGAAAGAUAGAGGAAAAACACCUGCAUCCAUUGCCUCAGCAUCCAUCGGGGCUGCCUCUAUUGCCCCUCCAUCAAUUAUUGAUCAGCAGCCAGCGGAAAUUACUAUCAGCAGUCUGGAGUCCAGCAAAAUUAGUGGCAGCAGUGACUUGUCAAAGUUUUCCUACAGCAGCUUGCCAGAACAAAUGAUGGGAUUUGACAGCGAUGGGGAAACGUGCCUCCACUUUCUGUGUGACAUGCCGUUAGAAAGUUUGGAAGAGUUUAAACGGCAGCCAGGCUUCAGAGAAGCUUUAGAUGUUCAGAACAAGAAGAGGGAGACUGCUCUAUUUAUAGCUGUCAAACGGUCCAACGCGGAAGUGACAGAUUUCUUGCUGUCUUGUGGGGCCAAUCCAAAUAUCUGCUGCUCUAGCCAAAUACAGGGCUUGGGUCCCAUACAACACUGUGCGCUCCACGAAGCUGUGCUGACUGGCAACUUGAAGAUUGUCAAAUCCUUACUCUCUGCAAAGAACAUUGUUGUGGAUUCCAAGGCAUCUUAUGGAGGUCAGACGCCACUAAUGCUGGCCUUAGCAUUGCACAAGAUGAAUAAAAAUAAGGACAUCAUCCUGUGGUUGAUUGAGAAAAAAUCUUCACUGACCAUCCAGGAACUUCAAGGAAGGACACCGCUGAUGUUAGCCAUACAAUCAAGAGAUGUGGCCCUGGUAGAGAGCAUUUUACAUUUGGUGGGUCCAGUGAUGGCGAGAACUCUUGUGACUGCGGCAGACAAAAAAGGUUUGACCUGCCUGCACAUAGCCGCAGGGCUCACUCUGGAGCCCAAUGAGAAGAAGAGGCUUCUGCAGUGUAUAAUUACUGCUGGAGGAGAUGCCUCUGUCAAAAAUGCAGAAGGAGAAACUCCGAGAGAUUGGGCUAAAAAUGAGAUCACUGAAGUUCUACAAAAUUUAGCCAAGGUCAACAAGACUUCAUGAUUUGACUGCUGGGUUGGCAUUUUGAUUUGCGCAUCUGCUGUUAUAUUCUCCAGUAGUGAGCAAGUAAACUCUGACUUGAAAAUUGCUACACUAUACAGACAUAAAUUAUUCAAUAUGAUAUGUAGCCAUUACGUUGUAGCUUUUUAAAAAUGUUGUUUUCAAGACAGAAAAUCGAAUUAAAGAUCUGCUGUAAAGACAUUGAACAUUUUUGUAUUAUUUUUUUUAUUGCCUUGCCAUACAAUGUUAUUAUAAACAUUCCAUUUGCAUUGGAAACUAAAUCUUAAAUAUUCAUUUGUUAUAUAUUUAGCUUAUCAUUCCUAAUCUUGUACAAUUAAUAAAUGUGCAUUUAUCGAACAAAGCCAUAUCAUUGUUGACAGCUCUAGUUAUAAUAAUGUAAUUUUUUAAAAUAUUUUUUUUUACAUUCAUCAUUAUUUCCAAACAUUGUAUCUGUGAUUGCCAAACAUUGUGUCUGUUAUUGCUUUAGAAUAUUUAUGUUAUACAAUGAACAAGACAAGUGUUGAUAAGGGAAGACAUAUUAGGAACUGUAUUUGUUACGUAAACAAGCAGUGUUGCACUAACAGGCUACUACUCAGUAUGUUAAAAUUUCCAAACAUUGUGUCUGUGAUUACCGAAAAUUGGGUCUGUUAUUUCUGAACAUUGUGUCUGUUUUUCGAACAUUGUUGCUAAGAUUUCUGCAGUUCGAAUUUCGAUGCAUUUUUAUACAUUUCUGUUAACAGCUAUUUCUGUUAUCAAUAACAUCAGACAUCUUUUGUGUGCAAAGUUGUUGUUUUUUUAUAUUUGUAUUUUGCCCAAGACAUGGAGACUGAUAUUUUUUAUAAGCACAGUGGAAUAUUUUGUUUAUGCUUUUAGUACUUAAUACAGCCUACUAUCAACUAUUAGUCAUAGUGUUGCACUAUUUGUUGGCAAUCUUGACCAGGAUAUAAACCUGAUGUCUUGGUAGCUAAAGCUCUGCUGUCAUUAAUGCAAUAGUGAAGGACAUUCAAGCUCUACAUUGGCUUAAAUUUUCAGAUAUAAGCUCUGGGUUUUAAACUAGCCCUGAUACCUUGAUUUUUCUUUUAAGUUGAACUGGAUGCAGAUGUCAAAGUUUACUUAACUCUUUAAGGCUAACCUUUCCUACAUGUCUAAAGAAAUAGUUUAACAUCUUGCAUUGCACAUUCAUAGCAUUAAAAAAAAAAUUUGAUAAAACAGUCAGAGCAAUACAAACAUUACCAAAACAUAUUCUUUUGCCUGUGCAUUCAUAAACCAUUUGUUGUGCCACAUCAUUUAAGCUUCAAAUGUGUGAAUUAAAACAGGUAGAACAUCUUUCAGCUUCCCAUUAUAACAAGAUCAGUGAGAAUCUGAAUUCCUCCCCCUUCAUAGCACACAGAGCUACAGGGAAUUCACUUCAAAAGAUAGAAGUAUUUGGGAUUCAUACAUGUUAUAAAAAAUAAUAAUAAUUAUCUUCAUUGUAAUUAAAUUAUAAUAAAUUUAUACAGCGCUACUUUCAUGCUUAUGCCAUGCUCAGAGCGCUAUGGUCCAAUCUCAUUUGUGGACCAGUGGGAGGAGGGGGUAUCUGGGAGAAGGUUUUUCUGUGCUUCCUUAAGGUGCUCAGUAAACACAACUCUGCUUGAGUUGGGUGUCAAACCUCAAGCCCCCUUCAUAGGUGGUCAAGCCAAGUUAAAGCGUACUUAGCCUUUCGACCAUACUUCCCAUGAAUUAAGGAAAUAUGUCUUCCACAUAAAAAUACAUUAAACAUAACAAUGCAUAACAUAUUACAAUGCAUUACUAUAAUGAUAGCAAUCAUAAUAUAUAUUACCAAACAAAAAGUACAUUCACAGCAGAGUUCCACUCAAACUUAACAUGUGAGGUUUAACUCUGAAAAUUGGAAUUUAUUCAAUUAUUUUAUUUGCAAGGGAACAAAAGAGUUCUAGAGUCUUGUUUUAUUGUUUUGUGUUUUCUUUGUAAACUGUGUAUUGUAUCUUCUCUAUGAUGGUAAAAUGUUAAAAUUGAGACCGAAAGGGUGACCACCGCCAAUCAAGUUAUUAAAAGCAUGUUAUGAAGUUAAUUUGUAUGUUUUAUUGUUAAUGUUGAGCUUGCCAUGCCAGGCAAUGAUGUUGAAACUUUAAAUACUUCAGAUAUUAGCUUUUGGUAAAACAUUGACAAUGAUUUUUCGCUAACGCUAAAUGAGAACAUUUUCCUUAGUAGUUUUUAUCUGUGCUGUCGGUGAUAAGAAUCUGAUAUAAUUGGGUUUUAACGCACACCCAUAUGUACAUUUAUUUAUAGCUUUUGUAUAUAUAUUUAUAUUUAUAAUUUACUAUCACUCUUUAAUCCUGAAUUAUGUUUUACAAAGUUCAGCUUUUAACUCUUUCUCUCCUGAUUAACGAUUCCAUCUUUGAUUUGACGUCAUUAAAUUAACUUAAUUUUUGGGUUCAUAAACUUUAAUUGGUGUUAUAUAAAAUGGGCAUACAUUUAUCUAUACCACUUAUAACAUUUUCUGAAUAAAAGAAAAAUGUUACUGAAGUUUAACCCUAACAGGCUAGUGAAAUACAAAUGGAAAAAAGGAUUAAUUCCUUCUGAACAUGGAAAAUAAUUAUGGAGAGAUGGAGUUAAAAAAAUGUUUUUUGGAGCUGAAGACUUUGAAACCAAAGGCUAGUCAUGUACAUAGAUGCAUAAGUAAACUUAUAUGACUCUUUCUCUUGACUUUAAAAGUGACCUUACUAUUUAAAAUGAUUUGUACAUUUAACUGGCCUUCUUUUUACAUUACCUCUAUUCAACUCAUAACUUCAUGGAGGGGAUGAAACCUUCUGGGUGGGUGGAAAAAAUGACUAGGUUGACACAUGAAAUGCAUUGGACGUAAUUAUCUUCUUUUUGAAGUAACAUCUGCAAUAUAUAAGAUACAAGUAAAACCUGGACACAGAUUAUGAAAAAAGCUCUAACAUUUUUACUAGAAAUUUGACAGUGGAUGUAUAUAGUUGGGAACAGUAUAACUAGCUCAUUGGACACACUGGGAAAACUCUAGUUUAAUAUAUUAAUGUUCAGGAACAUUCUGUUCAUUCUCUAAGUCUAGAUCUAAAGGCCUAUUAAUUGGAAUUUUUAUAAAGUCUAGUACAUCCGCAAAACCAGGAUUAUUUCUUUUGGGUGGGGGAGGUCCUUUUUGUUUUUCUAAUCUAACAUUCUUUGGGUCAGGAUUUUUUUUAUUUUACCAUCACAGACACCGAUAGCAAAGACAAACAGACACAAACACUCUUUUGUUCCCCUGGCAAUCAAAUCAUGAAACAGAAACAAUCUGGUAUAAACUUUUUACAUGUAAGUUAUGAGUGAGUCUGGUGUGAAUGUACAUUUUGUUUUUUUUCUAGUUACAAUGUUUUGUUUGGUGUAAUGCACAAAUUGUAAGACAAAUUUCCUUACGGAAAAUAAAGAUUAUUAUUAUUAUUCAUUAGUGAUUAAAAGAAUGAUGAUCACUCUAUAAUAUUUAUAAAGGAGAUAUUGUCUUUAACUCUUUCUCUCCUAACCAACGAUACAAAUGUUGAUUCCAUCAGAAUGUUGUAAAUAAUUAUGGAGAGAAAGAGUUUAAAAAAUAAUUUGUAUGUUUUUCUUGUUUUGUUUUUUUAUUUGUGGUCUUGAUCUAAUUUGAAGCAUUUAUGAAAUAAAAUGAAAUGUAGACUAAACAUUUCUAGCUCAAGAUUUCACUCCAGCUUAGCUGAGCAACUAAAGGCAGCAUGGUAACUGGUUUCUAUCUCUUCAAGUCAAAUAUCUGUUGUUAAAUGAAGGUAUCAACUGGUCUUACUGCAAAUACAAAAGAAGUGAAAGUUUUUUAAUUUUUUUUUGCAAAUUGACAGUAAUGGCUGGUUCAAAGCCCCAAUGGGCAGGUGUUGGUGCUAACGACUUCACCCUAUAAAAUUACAAGUGCUUUAGAAAUGGCAAACUUCAAAAGUAGAGAUAAAUCAGUAAUGGAUGAAUGCAGUUUUGUCAUUAUUUUUGUUUCCAAUUAUAAAUAUGUUUUGGAGGAUCACUCUAUAUUAAUUUCAUUAUUCUCAAUGUUUGUAUAAAAUAAUGACCAUAAGCUCAAACUGGAGUAAGUUUUUAUUUUUAAAAGCUUUUAUAAAUCUUUGUAAAUAUGCUUCCUGCAUGUACUCCUUUCAUUUUUUUUUCAAAUAUACAUUUAUACAACCAUUCCCAUCAUGCAGAUUUACAUUGGUAGAUAAUCCCGGUGCUGAAAUGGAAUGAAGAGCUCCCGGUCCAAGCUGCGGAGGUCAGUAGUAGUCAAACUGAAUUUCCAUUUGAUUGGACCAAUAAAAAUUAUCCUAUCUUCGUUGGAUAAAAGCUUUUCCAAUGAUCAAUGGGGUGAUGGCUCCCUAGGUGCCGAUUCUAUACUGGACUUUAUCAAAGGUGCUGAAAUGAGAUUUGAAUGAACUAGACAGUCUUACAGGAAAUAACUUUGCUUGGAACAUAUUAUAGUUUUGAAAAAAACAACAUUCAUUGGUGAACAUACCGUACUACUAUUUAAAGAAAAUGUUCUAACAUCUGAACACAAGAUAUGGCACCAAAUGUAAAUAUAUUGAGGAUCUGUAUAAAUGACUUUUAAGAUUUAGAUACAAAUUUCUGUAUUAUUUGCCUGGAACAUAAUCAUAUUCUUAUCAUAUGACUUUGUGCAUUGUUAAUUUUGAGUUCUGUUUUGACAUUAUAUUUUAAAGUUUUAAAUUUGUUUCAUUAUUUUGAUUGGCUGUUACAGAUUGGGGAGGAUGUGGAUAAAAGAUCUAACCAUUAUUGAAACAUUCUGCACUCAUAUUCACACUAACACUUUCCAGCAUAUAUAUUGUUUAUUACCACUUUUUACAUGAUUAGUCCCAAUCUGUUUUUAUAAAUUUCUUUUUUGAAGUCCCAUCUCUAAGGUAAUGAGUUAUUGUUCUUGUCUUCCAACUUUGUUGUAGAUGUUAAUGUCUAUAUUCUUAUCAUAUAAUGUCUUAAAUGAGAAUAUCCACAAUAUCCAGUGAUAUAAGAUUGGUUGGUACACCUGUGAAUAUUUUUAUUCUUUUAGUUUAUCUUCACUUUACCUGUAUUUAUGCAGUAAUUUUUUUUUUUUUUAUUCACUAUACUAAGGUCUUUAUUUUUUGUUUGUAUGUUUCUGUAUUUAUUUGUAUUUUAAAAAUAAACACAUACAUUGCUUGACAU
This is a messenger RNA of Biomphalaria glabrata, 9918 nucleotides long. RefSeq lists its product as uncharacterized. Gene Ontology annotation, molecular function: protein binding. Bases 52 to 4746 code for a protein of 1564 amino acids. NCBI's taxonomy places the organism in Eukaryota, Metazoa, Mollusca, Gastropoda, Planorbidae. The record is from RefSeq and is a predicted model, not a curated record. The transcript is spliced from 11 exons.